Molecule: messenger RNA, 2019 nt
Organism: Penicillium brevicompactum
Lineage: Eukaryota; Fungi; Ascomycota; Eurotiomycetes; Eurotiales; Aspergillaceae
Product: SET domain protein
Exons: 4
Coding region: 1-2019 (672 amino acids)
Biological process (GO): peptidyl-lysine monomethylation
Molecular function (GO): protein-lysine N-methyltransferase activity
Source: RefSeq, a predicted model, not a curated record
AUGGCAGCUGCUUCAGAAUCAGUUGAUCCAAGUUUGGAGGCUCACACCGAGCUAGUGAGCUGGUUUAUUCAACAUGGCGGCACAGUCGACGCAGCCGUACGGAUCACUCAGGAUGCCUUGCGAGGUGUGCACAUGCAAGUGAAAGCAGACCUGCCGAAUGCCAUUCCCAGGGAAACAAGAGUCAUCAACACCCCGAUCAGCGUUUCAAUGUCAUGGUACAACGCUAUUGGCUAUGAAUGCCCCAAGGGCUCGUUCUCCAAGUAUGGCGUGGAUUUUCCGCGCCAGUGGAUAGAUGAGAUUGGGCCUGAGGAGACAUUUGCUUUCUUCCUUAUGGGCCAAUAUCUGCGCGGACAGGAGAGUUUUUGGUACCCUUAUCUGCGUACUUUGCCCCAGCCGGGUCAAUUGACCACGCCCCUCUUCUUUAGCGAAGAGGAUGUGGAUUGGAUCCAGGGAACUGGCAUCCCGGAGGCAUCGGUGGAGAGAAUCAAAGUCUGGGAUCAGAAGUAUGAUGAUGCAAUCACUAAGUUGGAAGGAUUUGGUUUCCUUGACUGUGGAGAAUUUACCUGGGAACUGUAUAUGUGGGCUGCGACCAUCAUUACGUCGAGAGCGUUCUCGCCCAAGGUUCUUUCUGGCGCUGUCGAGGCAGAUGAUCUCUGGGAAGAUCGUACCUCGGCCCUUCUUCCUCUUAUUGACCUGCCAAAUCACCGGCCGAUGGCGAAGGUUGAGUGGCGAGCGGGCGAAGAAGAUAUCGGUCUUCUUGUGCUUGAAGACCUUUCUCCAGGUCAUGAAAUUUCGAAUAAUUAUGGACCUCGCAACAACGAACAAUUGCUGGUCAACUAUGGGUUCUGUCUUACGAACAAUCCUACCGACUAUCGCAUUGUUCAUUUAGGAGUCAAGCCCGAUAGUCCACUCGGACAGGCUAAAGCUCGUCAGCGGGAGCUUUUCCCAGAGUUUGCCAAGAACGUUGAAGAUCACUAUUACAUAUUCAACCCCUUCUAUCCUCUUUUGGGGCCUGACACAUCGAUGGAGCACUCAAUUUUCUCACCGGCGUUGUUCAACGCUUUGACGGUGAUGGAGUCAAAUGCCCGCGAGCGUGACAUGCUCGAAAUUACCGAUAUGGGCAUUCGAAUCACACCCGCAUACGGCAAUGGCCAUUGCAUCUAUGCCGCAUUGGCACAGAUCAGCUUUGAGAUGAUUGCCCAUGCCUAUACCCUCAAAGCCAGUGCACAAGAUCUGCCCUCCCAGCCAGCAACACUGAAUCAGACUCAUGGGCAGAUCUAUCGCAAUGGCCAAAUCACAUUGGAUUAUGCUGCUUUAAUCAUUGCAACCUGGACCAUCACCCGCGGUCGCGAACACAAUCGGGGUGAAAGCUGGAAUGACAUCAAGGUCUUGCUCUCUGAAUUGAUGGCACGUGUCCCAGCCGGUCUUCUCUCAGAUGAGGUGCUUUCCAGGACCCGUGUGCGUAUCCUGGAGCGUAACUCCAUCGUAUCCAAAAAUGGCGAACUCUUCAGAUUGGGCGAAAUAUUCAGUCUUCUCCCGGCAGAUAUGCAAGAGCCGGCCCAAACGUGCUUUCAGCAUGUUCUUGCUGUGAUAAGCCAAGAGGUUCCGCCCGUGGCCAGCGAUCCUCAGACUCUCUUUGCAACAGUGAUUUGUCUGCUAGUUGCAACUUAUAACUCACCCGAAGCACGCUCCAAGCUGCCUUCACGCCUGACGAGAUGGAUGGCCUUCCUUCUUGAAAAGUACCCGCUAGCCUCUGUGGCUUCGGUCGACGCAAGUGAGCCGCUUCGCUUAUUCCAGGAAUACAUCAAAGCCGAACAGCCCGGUUCUUGGGCACCCAGUGAUGGUGCCGAUUGGUUUGUUGAGACCAGUGGAUGGUUGCAGCCUGACUGGUUGAAAUGGUCGUGGACCGUGGCAGGCGCGGAAAUGGUUAUGAUUCCUCUCCAGUCUUUGGAAGUUCUUGAUACGGAUGGAGAGCCCUCUUUGUUGAAACAGGCCUGCCUUUAUGUGCCACAGGAGUAG